AUGGGAUUUUUGAGUGGUGUGCUUGGUGCGGUGAAGGAUGAAAAUGAGGUGACAACUUAUGAUAAAUACAUCACUGAUCCUGAGAAAAGACUUAAUAAAGUAAUAGAAAAAGUACAAUCUUCAAUUGGCUCCGGGCGUGAAGGGCUUGCGGUGUCUGUCGGCGCGGUGAAGGGGUGGUUGGAGGGGUAUGAGAGGGAGGUGGGCAAGAAAACAAAAGCAGUGACAGACAGUUUAGCAACGUUAAUCAAAGCAAAAAUCGAAAAACAUGCAAAUGAAAUUAAUCAGCAUAAUGACCUCAGUACCCAAUUGAUUUUCCGGGCCCAUGUGCUCGGAGAUGCAAGCUUUGAAAUUGAAAAAAUCGAAAAUGAACACGUCAAUAAAUUAGAUAACUCUCUUAAGGAAAAAGUACAAAAUAAAAUUGAACCGAUUAAAAAGUCUGUUGCAAUGCUGGCAAAUUCCGCCAAGCAAGAUAAAUUUGUGAAGCAGGCGGCGAAGGUGGAGAGUGAGUUGGUGCAACAAAAAAUGAAAAUUCAACAGGAAUUACAUUUGAGGUUUCUAAACAUAUUCAACGGAAUUGAUAGUCUGAAAGACGCUCGAAAGCAGGGUAUGAACGGUAUCAAAGACCAUUUGAACGAUGCUAUGAAACUGGUUGAUAAAGAGUUGGGGAAUCAUCAAGACAAUUUCAAAAAUAAUAUUUUAUAUAAAUUUGCGGAGAUAAAAGAUAAAUUAAGUGAUGUUGAUAAGGAUCAAUUUAGAGGUGGUGUUGACGGUAUGACAAGGCUUCGAAAUGAUGUUACUUCGAUAAGGUCGCAGCUUUCUCAAGUUGAAACGCAACUCGGCCAACGAGUUAAAGAGUUGACCGAUUGGAAUGCUGCGGCAGGAAGCGCUGUGAGUAAGGCGAAGGGGAAAUGUAAGCAGAUUGUAGAGAAGGUUCAUCACGCUGGCGGGGAGCAAAAUACGGAAAUUGGUAAGAACGAUGAGGACUUGAAGAAAAAGGCUUCGGCGCUCCUGAAGGCAUAUGAGAAGGCUCAUGCAGCAGUUGAUACAUUGGCCAAGAGCACUGUCACUGCCGCUAUUGAAGAUUUGGAAGAGAACAUCAAAACUGAUUUGUAUACGAUCAAAGAAGGAAUAAAAAGUGGAUUGAAGCAGGUUAUUGAUGCUCUUAAGGCAGGGAUUGCUAAUGCUAUGGAAGAUGAUAGAGGAACCCUUUUCGUGCAAGAGUUCAGUCUUGGUCUAGGAGGCAAAUAUGGUAAUGCUCCAAAGCUGUACGCGUGGGCUGAUGCGAUAAAGAAUAGUAGUACACUCAAAGAUGCUAUAGGAAAUUUGCAGUGGAAAAGCAACGCAUUUGAAGAUUUCAAAAACAUAUUAAAACAACUUGAACAAAAUCAGAGUAGUGCAGGCAUUUUUUACGAAGUUCUAAAUGAGGAUCUUGACGGCAAGGUAGAUGGAAAGUUGACCAGUGCAGGUAGAGGUGGAAGUAAAGUAAAACUAAGCGUACUCGGAACAUACGAAAAAAAUAAAAAACCGGGUUCCAGAAGCAAGUAUCAAACACUAGUUACCACAGAUAUUCCUGAUGCUCUGAAAGAGUUCAAGCAGAUGGAUGCCUUCAAAGGUAAAGAAGAUCUUAAUAAAGGCACAGUCGCGGAAAGUACAAAAACAGUUGACGACGCCUUUCAAAUGAUCACCACCCAACUCAACGAAAUCGCCGGGCUGGUUGACAGCAGUAAAGGAACGCAGCACACGGCUGAUGGCCAGAAAAACGGCGUGAACAACUACCUAGAGGAUAUUACAAGUUUGCUUGGUAAGGAUACAGUUACUCUCACCUCCGAUAUAAAAUCUGCCCACUCAUCUGUCCAAGGCCUCGUGACGAUAAAAACGCAACUUGAGAUGCUAAAUAAGGAUCAUCUUACUGAAGAGUCCGGCCAAAUCGUGAAAGCAAUCGACGAGAUUGUUAAGUUAAUACAGGGUCUUGAAGCGGUUCCUAAAAAUGUUAAUGAAAAGAGGAAUGAAGCCGAGCUGCUCAUGGAAUCCCUGAAGAACAGACUCGAUGGCCAUCUCUCUGCCAUAGAAAUGAAGAUCACAGAUGCCGACCGUAUUAUGUCUGCUGCCAUUGUUGUGCUCGAAAAUGCUCUUCAAGAAGCUCGCCGAAAUGCCGAACAAUCCGUCACCUCCGCCUUCUCCACCCUUACCUCCGAGGUCCGCUCCCUCUUCGCCGACGCCCACAAAGCCGACCUUGCUGCGCUCAAGACGCUCGUCGACGGGCAGAAGGAGGAGAUUGAGGGGAUCAUCAGAUCUGCAAAAAUUACAGGUGUGAUGGGAUUGAUAAGGAAAAUGCAUCCUAAUAAAAGCGACUUUGAACAAAUUAGCGAAUUUGUGACUCCCGUGAAAUUGAAGGCCGUACCAACUAAAGAGGAUUUCACUGGCAUGUCUUCACACUUCAGGAAAAUUGUCGACUCGUUUCUCGAAUACACCGAAUAUCAAGUGUCCACUUCGUCUGGCGAUCCUCAUAAACGCCUGCCCACCGACCAGUCCGAGAAGGUGAGACAUCUCAAGGACGCAUUUGAUGCCCUUCUUCACUACCUUAAACAAAAUGGCGAUUUAACUCGGCAGUACCUUUUUGACCAUCAUUUCGAUGAUUUACUUGCCUCCCUCAACGCCCUUGUCUCCUCCCUCUCUCCCUCCUUCUCCUCCCCCUCCCCCCUCCUCGCCCCCCUCAAGACCGGCCUCUCCAAAUUCGCCGAGCAACUCGGCCACGCGUACGUGAACAGGUAUAGUGGGAGGAAACGUUCUGAUGACUGGGUAACAACAGAGACUAAAAAUGUCGACGACACCCGUAAAACCGAGCAAAUUACAAAGUUAACCCCUGAGGGCCGCAACUGCGCCAAGGUCUGCCUGACGAUAGUGGAGAUGGUGAGUGAGGAGUUGGAUGUGUUGAGAGAGAAAUGCAAAUUAGAUUGGCAUUCCAAACAAAUAGAUCGUAUUAGUGUUCUUGGUUCAUUUUUAGCGAAAUGUGGUUACGUUGUUUCCGAUAGGGAUAAGCAGGACGGUGAACUGCAGCGCAGUGACAAGAUGAUGGGUGAGAACGUCCUUAGGAAACUGCAUGAGAAAAAAUUCACUGAGGACGCACAAGUUGACCACCUGCUCAAAUGUGAGACAAAUAAAUAUCCAAAUGGUGAUAAAAUUAAAAGUCUUGAGUUUGACAUCUUCAACGUUCUCAAGUGCCUCCAUCACCACCUUGAAACGUAUUACAACAUCGGUCACAUGGCGACUCUCACUGCCAAACGUAAUCCAUGUUCCGUGUACGAGAUGCUUGUUUGGUGCGCUGGUUUACUGUAUAACCCUGUGAACUCAGUAAUGCAACACGCAACGAUCACUGAGCUUUUCGAAGAUCCUGAGAAAGGAAACGCCGAGGACGAGAUCAUUAUGAUGCAAGUUGACAAAAACUUCAUUGAUGCAGCGCCUCACGCCAUAAACUAUCAAGGCAUUGUCACGUCGCUGACCGAUCUGUGCGCGCAAUCGUAUGACGUCUUGACCAGAGUCCUGGGCACCGGCGACGCAGAGACCACGUACGCCAGCGACUAUUGCAACAACUCGCAUAAUUUCUAUUAUCCGCAGAAAGGCGACGAUUGCCUCGACAUGUUGCUCGACAUAUUGCGCCGAAUGUUCCCGCCGCUGAAAUUCCUGAUGCACCAGUGCAGUUACCCGACGGGUAUCCAUGGCUGGUCCAGCUGCCAGUACGGCAAGGACGUCUCAUCAGCUAAGUGGCCAUGUAAGGGGCAUCCAAAAGACAAACCAAAUGACCAACCAAAUGAUGAACCAACGUGCCAACCAAAAUCACCACUUCAAUCCUACCUAAACGACUCUCUCGCCGGGUGGUUACCGCAUUCCCUAAGUGGCAUCGGCUGCAGGCCCAAAUGUGCUAAUUGUCCGGGAAAUAAACCGGGGAUGCAGUGCCUGACGCCGCUCGGAUUUAGAGGCUUUUCUGGGACCACGAGGACAGGCAGAGACAUAUGCGACGUGCUGGAGAAAUACUUCACCAACACGUAUCAUACAUCGCUAUUCAGUCUCGUGCCCAGGCCACCCUCAACGCUUGCGGAGCAUCACAGCUUCGUGUUGUCGCUAAUGAGGGGUAUUAAUGCUGAGCAACGCAAGCAAAAUCAUGGUAUCAAAACAUUAAGUGAAGCAUUUGACACAUCCAUUUCCAAGCUUACUAUCGAGCUGUAUAAGGACGCCGGUACACUCACUGAUGCGCUUGCCGACGCCUACUGCUCACGUAAAAAUAGACAUGAAGGAAAGAAUCAUCUAGUUGCAUUUGCUGAUUUGGAAAGCCUGUCUAUGAAAAUAACGUGUCCCGGCAAAGAUGCACUCUGCGCUCCUUAUCUCUCAUCGCUUGCCUCCGACAGCUAUUACUACAUGACCAACAAAAAUACUGACACAUACCUCUCAUGGGUUACAUACUUACCGUGGACGUUUUGGAACUUGCUUAACAGUUUGUACAACUCUUUCUGUGCUAUCAAUUGCCAAGAUUGGGGAUGUCGCGGUUGCUUGCGGGGCGAUGUCUGUAAGAAGGGAUCUCACGGUGUUGUUGAUAAGGUCAAACCAAAUGCUGUUUGCAAAUGCGAUUCGAUUGUCCAAUGCAAAGGUGUCUCCGCAACCUUGUACCAAUACGGUUUAUGCUUCGGUGAACCAUACACUCUGAGUGACGGUAAGACUAUGAAGAAAUGCUCCGACUUCUGCACUCAACUGAGCAACGUUCUCAACUCGACCUACUUCAGUAAGCUUUUCGAAAAAUGCGACGAAUUCAUUUUCACCAUCAGGCAGCCGUUCAUAUGGCUCAACGUCGCACUCUGGUCACUAUCCCUCUUCUACCUCAUCUGCGUAAUGGUUGGCAGACUGGAUGUGCUCCACAUACGCUCACAUCUGCGAACACCGUCGUCGCACAGGAUAACGGCGCAGUCAUUAUUGGCUGCGGCGCAAGUCGGAAGGCUUGCAAAGAUAUCGUAUCUACAGCCUUAA
Molecule: messenger RNA, 5016 nt
Organism: Babesia bigemina
Lineage: Eukaryota; Apicomplexa; Aconoidasida; Piroplasmida; Babesiidae
Exons: 1
Coding region: 1-5016 (1671 amino acids)
Source: RefSeq, a predicted model, not a curated record